CAAUGUUGGAGGAUGCCGAUGAAGGUGGAAUAAAACUUUGGCACCUGGUAAAACCAACAGAAGAGCCGGAGCUCCCCAAGCACCGCCGAGGGAGCUUGCGAGACAGGGAACGAGCCAAGGCAAUCCCGGAGAUCUACCUGACACGUCUGCUCUCCAUGAAGGGGACCCUGCAGAAGUUUGUGGAUGACUUGUUCCAGGUGAUCCUCAGUACCAACCGCCCCGUCCCUCUGGCUGUCAAAUACUUCUUUGACCUGCUGGAUGAGCAGGCAAUACAUUACGGGAUCGCAGACCCCGAGACCAUCCAUAUCUGGAAGACCAACAGCCUACCCCUGCGCUUCUGGAUCAACAUCAUUAAGAACCCUCAGUUUGUCUUUGAUGUGCAGACGUCGGAUAAUGUCGAUGCUGUGCUCCUGGUCAUUGCACAGACCUUCAUGGACUCCUGUACAAUUGCUGACCAUAAGCUGGGGAGG
Tinamus guttatus (white-throated tinamou) is the source of this 470-nucleotide messenger RNA. The record is from RefSeq and is a predicted model, not a curated record. NCBI's taxonomy places the organism in Eukaryota, Metazoa, Chordata, Aves, Tinamiformes, Tinamidae.